AUGGCCUCGCCGCCAAAACCUUGGGAGCGGCCCAGCGCGACUGCGGCACCUUCUGCGCCGAUUCCGUCUACCGCAGCUGCCAUUCCAACGACCGCCGCACCUACUGCUCCAUCGUCCGCAUCCCCGACGGCCCCUCCUGUUCCCGACCGUCCCUCCUCUCUCAGCUCCACCAUCAACCAGAAUGCUUCGGCCUAUAGUCGCGCCGGAGCCAUGCCGGGCGUGGGCGUGGGCGCCUCUCCAUACAGUGCUUACGGCAGUGCCUACUCGUCGCCUUACUCCAGUCCUUACUCAAGGUUUGGCGGCUUGGGCGGCUACGGCGGCGGCGGCAUGUACGGCGGAUACGGAGGUUACGGUGGCAUGUACGGCGGUGGCAUGUACGGCAGCAUGGGCAUGAAUCCCAACGACCCCAACAGCUUGACUAGUCGUUUCAGCAAUGGGACUGCGGCAACCUUUCAAAUGCUGGAAGGUGUCGUGACUGCCUUUGGCGGGUUUGCUCAAAUGCUGGAAAGCACCUACAUGGCGACGCAUUCUAGUUUCUUUGCCAUGGUUUCCGUUGCCGAACAGUUUGGCAACCUGCGAGACACUCUGGGCUCGAUUCUGGGAAUCUUCACGCUCAUGCGAUGGAUACGCACGCUGAUUGCCAAAAUCACUGGUCGCCCUCCUCCGGCCGACGCCACUGCUCUCACACCCGCCGCCUUUGCGCGCUUCGAAGGCCGCAAACCCGGACCCGAUGGCACUCCCGGAUCGGCCAAGGCUAGCCGUAAACCUCUCUUCUUCUUCCUCGCCGCCGCUUUCGGCCUCCCCUACCUCAUGUCCAAGAUGAUCCGAGCCCUCGCCGCGUCGCAGGAAGAAGAGGCGCGCCGUCUCCAGCAACAGGCCUUGGAGCAACAGCAGCCGGUGGACCCGUCCAAGCUGGAAUUUUGCCGCUUGCUAUACGACUACCUGCCCCAGGGCAACGCAUCCACCAUGGAGCUCGAGGCUCGGAAGGGCGACCUCGUCGCUGUCCUGGCCAAGAACGACCCGGCCGGAAAUCCCAGCGAGUGGUGGCAAUGCCGCUCCCGGGACGGUCGCCAGGGGUACCUCCCCUCCACGUAUCUCGAAGUGCUGAAGCGACCCGUCCCAGAGGUCAAAAAGAUCAAGGCUGCCCCUAGCGACACCAGCCGCACCAACUCCCUGACGAGCGCAUCGGAGACGCUUCACCAAGGUAAAACAGAGUAUGAUGCGACCGCCGACGGCAUGCAACGAAGCCACUUCUACUCAUAG
Molecule: messenger RNA, 1263 nt
Organism: Ustilaginoidea virens
Lineage: Eukaryota; Fungi; Ascomycota; Sordariomycetes; Hypocreales; Clavicipitaceae
Exons: 3
Coding region: 1-1263 (420 amino acids)
Biological process (GO): protein import into peroxisome matrix, docking
Cellular component (GO): peroxisomal importomer complex; peroxisome; peroxisomal membrane
Molecular function (GO): protein binding
Source: RefSeq, a predicted model, not a curated record